GGCACCCAAGAUAAUGUGCUCUUCAAACCCACUAUCACUUCACAUUUCUUAACCAUUGCUUAAAUUAUGAGACAUGCAAAUCGAAGCAACCAACUACUCUAAUUUCCAGCAGCUUUGUCAUAUAUUCCAUCCUAGCUUUGAAAUAUAAAAGCCAUACUACCCCAACAUUCAUAUAUCCCAGCAUUCUUCAGAUUUUUAAUCUCCCUUUUCUAAACAGCAUUUCUUCAAAUCCAAUUUCCCUGACUAGCCAAAUCCACAACCUUCAUGGCCAUCACAAGAAUCAUCUUGCUAUUUUGUACCUUUGCGUCACUGUCCCUCAUGUCGUCGGCCCAAACUUGUAAAAACUACAAAUUUUCCAGUAAGAUCGGUUUUAAUUCGUGUGCUGACCUUCCGGUUUUACAAGCACAUCUCCAUUGGAAUUACAAUUCCACGGCAGAAACAGUACACAUUGCAUACAGAGCAAACCAGAUACCUAGAGGAUGGAUUUCAUGGGGUAUUAACCCUACUGGAAGUGGGAUGGUUGGGACACAAGCACUAGUUGCCUUUCAGGAUCUUAACGGCAAGAUGAAAGUCUAUACUACUCAAAUUAACAGCUAUAGCCCGGAAAUGAAACCCAAACCUCUUAGUUUCUCAGUCUCGGAACUUUCAGCAGAGUAUGUGAAUGAUGAGAUGAUCAUCUCUGCUGUUCUUGGCCCGCUGAGUAACGGAACAACUUUUAACAUCGUCUGGCAAGCUGGAAAUGCAGUGUCAAAUGGUAUUCCUCAGUCCCACCCACACUAUGGACCUUACAUUAGAUCAUCUGGAACACUGGAUUUCCUGUCAUUGUAGAUCAGUUCUCGAGGCAGAAACCCUAUGCAUAUUUUUAUCCAAUAAAUAAGUAAACCUAGUACAAGUAUUAUCUCAGUAUGUACACAUAGUAUUCUCCAACAACAAUAGUAUGAAAAAAAGUUUGAAACUGUAUUACUAUUCCUCAUUUAUCAGUUUCUACAGAUGUUUGAGAGAUUCAAUGAGUAGUCAAGCAACUUCUGAUUGUGGAUUACAUGAUUGAGAUAGUAUGAAAAUGACACUUACUUAUCAGCAAGAAACAUUCAUCACCGCAUUUAUGUCAUUGAUUAUUCAGGGUCUUUCCCAAGUAAAGCUUGAGAGACCAUCUCAUGUUCAGCAUUUUCCUCUGUCAUUCAGAAGAAUGUAGCCAAUCAAGACAGAAAAGCUAGGAAUGAGUGACCAUAUUACUGACAUAAUGCUGCCACUCAUCUCUCUUGGUCUUUGUUACUGGCAACUCCAACGU
This is a messenger RNA of Beta vulgaris subsp. vulgaris (sugar beet), 1288 nucleotides long. Its product is annotated as cytochrome b561 and DOMON domain-containing protein At5g47530. The record is from RefSeq and is a predicted model, not a curated record. NCBI's taxonomy places the organism in Eukaryota, Viridiplantae, Streptophyta, Magnoliopsida, Caryophyllales, Amaranthaceae. The transcript has a single exon. The coding region runs from base 265 to 828 and encodes 187 amino acids.